CGCUAGACCCUGCCCUCCUCUCCCUUUAGUCUAGGGCUUGGGCGGAGGGAAAGGUCGAGGGGCGGGGCUGAGGGUAGUGGAACCGCGGUUUGGCCAAGCCGAGUCACUGGCGAGGCGCACGGCCCUGGGGUGGAGCGAGUUCGGUGGCUGGUGCGUUUCUAUUUUUAACGUGAUGGUCGGCCUUCCACCUUCGCUCGGCGCUGCUCUGGCCUCACCCCCGCUUCCCACCCUCUUUGGGUUCUCACGCUUGGUUUCCCGGCCCUCCCACCUCGUCCCCACCCGGAAGGAGAAGGGUUCGUCUCUACGGUUGUUUACGAGGCCUCCCCCCCCCCCCCCGCCCCGCCACCUCGUCUAUUCGGUUCCAAAGUUCAGCUGCGCCUGGACGCCCUUCUCCGGGCUGGGCCGGGGCGGGCUCCGCCAAGGUCACGGGCGGCCCGGGCCGAGUCAGAAGAGGCGCGCCCGCCUCGUCUCGCUCGGCCGGGUCUUUGCCAGGCCGGGAGGCGCUGUUCGGAACAAACUGUUUUGGCCAGUCUCUGUAAAAUCCCUGGAAAUGGACGGUUCCAGCAAAGCACCCAGUGUUCUCCUGAGGAAAUGUUCUAGUGGAGGGGCAAAACAAGCUAGGGCCGAGGCCGAGAUCGCCUCCCGAGGUGAAGCCGGGGGAAGUUCUCCCAGGGGAGGCUCGGAAAACAGAGUAAAUCCGACUGAUGGAUGUCUCCACUGGUCCGAGCGGGCUUCAUCUCGAAGUAAAAUCACUAAAUCAGAAAGGACUGGUGAAAUUCCCUGGAAACACAUAGAUCUGGAUUACACAUAGAAAUGAUGUGUGGGGUUGUAUCAGCUGACAUUGGGAUGGAGUAUGAAGUCCUUUUAGCGUUUCCCAAAGUGGCUAAUAAUAAUAGUCAUAAUAAUAAAUCAUCUGGGGGUGGUUGACUAUUUCUAGCCCUUCAUACCCACUCUGCCGCCUCCUCCCUAGGAUAUAGUUUUCGUAAGUCUAGGAUGGAACCCAAGAACUUGUAUUUAGGUGAUUCUUGCAUUAUUGUAUAUUUUAGGGGGCACAUUCUGGGGUUCUGCACCAACACUAAUAAACCAAAUGGCUUUCUGCCAUAGUUAAGCAGAGUACCUGGAACAAAACUGAACAUUAAGAAUAAUUUCAAGGCUAUUUUAAUAACCAAUUUAUUAUAGAUUUAAGUAGAUUGGGUUACUGAUCUCAAGACCACUGGCAUUUAUUAAUAAAUAAGUUAAUAGAAACAGCAGCUGCCGUUUAUAGACCAUCUUCAAUACCAAGUAUUUUCCCUUCAGAAUCUGUGAAUUCAUCACAGUAAUUUACUGUGAUAAGGUGGUGUUUUUCUUUCCAUUUGUAAAGAUAAGGGAAUAUGGACUAAAGAGGAUUGAUAGCCCUUAAGGGCAAAGGAGGUUGUGGAGGUGAGUCUUCUUGUGAAGAAAAAUAAACAUAGUGGUUUCCACCCCACAGAAUUUUACUUAUAACAAAUGCCAUGAAAUAAUCCCUGAAGAAGAGUAGUGCAAAAAAAACUGGGGUAAUAAAGUAAAAUCAUUAGGCAGUGUACAUUCUAUAUGUUAUAUA
Molecule: messenger RNA, 1579 nt
Organism: Perognathus longimembris pacificus (Pacific pocket mouse)
Lineage: Eukaryota; Metazoa; Chordata; Mammalia; Rodentia; Heteromyidae
Exons: 2
Coding region: 173-811 (212 amino acids)
Source: RefSeq, a predicted model, not a curated record